AGUCGUCCUCGUCGUCGACCUAGUGUUUCACAUAUCGCACUAUCAAAUAUCACAAUACCCGAUAUAGAUAUCGUUCAAACAAAUUAUAGCACUUAUAGCAGUAAUUUUUGUAAUCGCCGCAAAAGUUCGCGAAAAGUGGACUAAAGUGACUGAUGCACGUGUCAAGAGCAUUGAAACGUUCCACAGUUGUGAUACGCUUACUCGAAUAAGUUGAGUGAAAUAAGGUUUCUCUUACACAAGACGGCGGAAAUUUGCGAGAAUUGUGAGAUUACAACACGCGGAUUCGACACCGGCGCAAGAGAUAUCAUCCCCCUCCCCAAGAAGUUCGCAAGCAUAUAGGAAACGUACACACCUGUAAAACUCUUUGGAAGUGUUUUUCACGGAAAAUUUCAUCGAAAAUUCCUUCGAAUUCCAAAAAUUCCCUCAAAGUUCACGAGCGAGCGCGAAGCCCAGUCCCGCCGACGAGCAGCAGAUCAGCGCAGAUUCAGCAGAAAGACUUCACCCACUGUUCGACCACGCCGGCCUGACACUCGACGAAGCUUCCUGUCGAACGCAACGGCUCGAUAUCUGAUUUUCUUUUAACCAAGGCAGCUUCACCCACCCGCGUUGACAUCAUAGAAUGGUAGAAGGUGAACCCGACACAAAGCGCAAUAUCAAGUGUGAUGUAAAAGACGAGCGGCUAAACGGUUGCGGUUCCAAGGAACUCGAACUCGCCUGUAUCGGAUUAAAGGGCAAAACACUCGAUCCGGAGAAGGGAUCCUAUGUUCAAGCUGAUUUCGAGAAGGCCAUCGAAUUAAGCGAAUAUGGCAAGUUCCAUUACUUCCUGCUCGCGGUAUGCGGCUUCGUCAGCACGAGUGAGGAGAUGGACGUGAUCUCCAUGUCCUUCAUCCUGCCGAGUGCGCAAUGCGACCUGAAGCUCGACACCCAAGCGAAGGGAUGGCUCAACUCGAUCAUCUUUAUCGGGAUGAUGGCCGGGGCGUACGCCUGGGGCUCCAUCGCGGACGCUCUCGGUCGUCGGAAGGUCCUGAUCGCCAUCUCGUUCAUGAACGCCCUGUGCAUCGUCGCCUCGAGUUUCAGCCAGACGUACGAGCUCUUCAUGCUGUUCCGUUUCCUGAACGGCGCGGCGCUAGGAGGGAGCGGACCGGUCAUCUGGUCAUACUUCGCUGAAUUUCAGCCGAAAUCCAAACGCGGCUCCAUGCUAUCCUUUAUGGCGGCAUUCUGGACGUUGGGGAAUCUUUUUGUGGCCGGCUUGGCAUGGUUAAUCAUUCCUAGAGAAAUGGGUUUCACGAGCUCAUCGUUCACGUACAAUUCUUGGCGAAUCUUUCUGUUGAUCUGCGCUAUUCCGUCGUUCGUCGUGACGGGAUUGCUUUUGCUGCUUCCCGAAUCUCCCAAGUAUCUCUUGUCUUCCGGAAAAUAUGAAGAGGCGCUCGAAAUCUUUCGCAAGAUAUACGUCAUUAACACCGGCAAACCGCGCGACACCUACACGGUAAAAGAAUUGAUCCUCGAUGACUUUCAAGAAUCGAACCCGGUGAAGGCCGAUGUCGAAGAAAAGAGCAAGUGCAAGACUAUGCUGGGCGACAUCGUGGAGAACAGUAGACAGCUAUUCGUAACGCCCAUCCUUCGCUUCACGAUAAUAUCGAUCGUUAUCAAUUUCACCUUCCACAUCGGUUACUACGGCCUGAUGAUGUGGUUCCCGGAGCUGUUUAACCGUUUCGACGAGUUCCAUCGCGAUCAACCGGGCGAGGUGGCCUCGAUAUGCCAGGUUACCGAUUAUGUCGUUAACAAGGGUUCGCACAGCGACGAGAAUGUUUGCUCCGACAAAAUUGGAGCGUCCGUUUUUAUGGAGUCGCUCAUCACGGUGGCGUCCGCCAUACCCGCUAAUAUCAUCGCUGUUCUGGGGAUGGAUCGCCUUGGACGUAAAUUCUUUCUAGUGUUCAGCACAUUUUCAUCAGGACUAUGCUCGAUCGGCUUAUACUUCGUGUACAACAAAUAUCAGAAUUUAACCGUGUCGGCUAUCUUCAGCGGCGCGAUAAGUUGCGGCAAUGCGGCAUUGGAUUGUCUCAUUACCGAGGUGUUCCCGACGCAGCUGCGUGCAACCGGAAUCGCCAUCUCGAUGGUCGCCGCUCGUCUUGGCGGGAUAAUUGGUAAUAUCGUGAUAGCCCAACUCUUGGACAUGUAUUGUCCAGCACCGACCUUCAUAGUGGCUGCUCUUCUGAUCGGAGGAGGCUUGCUGUGUUUAUUCUUACCGAACACAACGCGCGAACCACUUUCCUGACCUCAGCGAAAAUCCAUCCCGAUCGGGCAGUAGCAGUCUAUCGAUCAUUUAUAUAUACUUCUGUCGCGUACACGAGUGCCGAAUUUUAUGAAAUACCGGGCGUCACGCGACGAUUGCACAGUAGCGUUGCAAAGAGAAAUUUAAAGUUCGAAGAUAUUCUCAUUUCGCAAGUAGGAAACUAGAAUCUCUGCUGUUUAUAAUAAUCCCUAUUAUAAUAGGUAAAAAAAAGGAAACACAUAGAACGUUGUUUAAGCAGAACGUUGUAGCGAGAGUUUAGCGAAAGCGAACGAAACGAAAAAACGGACGUAACAUUUAGUUUUGAUUCAUGAUACACAAAUUAGGCCUUAGUCGAAUUUUAUACAUAUACUGAGACAUUAAUCAUAGUAUUUAAAUACGGCAAUUAAAUUCUUGAACUAAUAUAUAUAGGUAUAUAUAUAUAAUUAUAUUUUCCUACAAUAUAUUCUUUACGAUGCUCAAUCGAGCACCGAGAUUAAAUAAAUUUGUUAUCGCUUUACGUCACAACAGACAUAACUUGACGUACUGAUGUAAAAAGAAAUUAAAAAAAAAAAAAAAAAAUAUAUAU
Molecule: messenger RNA, 2858 nt
Organism: Wasmannia auropunctata (little fire ant)
Lineage: Eukaryota; Metazoa; Arthropoda; Insecta; Hymenoptera; Formicidae
Product: synaptic vesicle glycoprotein 2B
Exons: 10
Coding region: 620-2275 (551 amino acids)
Biological process (GO): transmembrane transport
Cellular component (GO): membrane
Molecular function (GO): transmembrane transporter activity
Source: RefSeq, a predicted model, not a curated record